UUUGGGUCUCAUUCAAGAAAUGUUAAACUUGUGAAUAGAUUUGCACAUAAAAAUCCUUGGUACUAAGAACCUACUGUGGACUCAUGAACGCUGCAGAAAAUUCGGAUUUCAUCGAGGACACGUGUGUAUGUUCACUCUUGAAUGCCAAACGUUAACUGACAGCACGCUCCCGCAUGUCAGUAAUGGCCCAUGAAUAGCCAGUGACCACCAUAUAUGGAGGUGAUAACUACUAUGGUCAGGUGCAUCCUGUUGACCUGAGAACAUGGAGCAAACAAAGAAAGAGAAAGAGAGGGGGAGAAAAACUUGUCCAAAGCUGAGAUUGAAGUUAUUUUGGGAGAAGUGGGGAUGAGAAAAACAUUUUAUUUUCCUCUGUUAGUAGUGGUGUGACAGGGACAGGUAAGUCAAAGGCUGAUUUUGUGUUUUCACAGUUUAAACCCAUUGCCAGGCCAUACAGGCAAAAGUUCCCAUAAAAAGCGUCAUGAGUAGCUCAGUUAAAGUUUGAAAUUUCUCCUCUCAGAGAUGAUCUCUCAGUUUAAAACUUCGUACUUGAUGUUUGGCAUGAAACCAGUUUAAAUCUGAGUUUAGCCUGAUAACAGUCCAUGUGAGCUGACAAACUUAAAUUCAGUGUUUUUACCAUGAAGUUCUGUGUCGUUUCUCUGUCAGGGGCUGUCAUCAGACUUGUAUGAUGUCAUGUACGCGGCUGUGGACUCCAGAUGGGUGGAAUCUCAGCCGGUCUAUGAGAAUUCGCCGUACAUGUACAUGUUCUUCAUCUGUUUCAUCAUCAUCAGUUCUUUCUUCACCUUAAACUUCUUCAUCAGAGCCAUCCUGGACAACCUGCAGAGAAACAAGUCUGCAGGUAAACAUAUUUUCAUCACAGAGGAGCAGCAUAAAGAGUGGAUGGCUGUGAAGAAACGUCUGCGGACCCCUCCGAGAGCUGUUCCAAGACCUCAGGUGGGUUCACGUCCUUCCUGUCGCUCUGCGUCCACAGUAGAGUUCACAUUCAGCCAGCAGUCCUGUUACCAUGUCAGCAGAAACCAGGUAUCUGUAACCACCUGAUCCAGAGGGGUAUCCCAGGUAGGAGGUUCAACAAACUCAAAAUCCUCUUCCGGCGUAAAGCAUUGCGAAUUAAUUCUGCCUCGAUAUCGAUGGGAUUUCCUACAUACGGACAGCCCAUGUCUGUCUGACAGCUUGCUUCAGGGUCGGCAGUAGGGAGGAGACAGGAUGAAAUCAGGGUUUCUUAUAGAAAACCUGCCAGUGAGCAGGUUAGGUUCACAGUGUCAGUUGCCAUGGUGAUUGACUCAGAAUUUGACUUACCUCUCUUUCUGGAACUGAAAACCCAGAGUUUCCCUCAUUUCAGGGUUAAAAUACUCAGAGUUUUCACUAAACCCGCUUUCUGGAAUGCCCCCCAGGUGUGUC
This is a messenger RNA of Epinephelus moara (kelp grouper), 1416 nucleotides long. RefSeq names its product sodium channel protein type 4 subunit alpha B-like. Gene Ontology annotation, biological process: sodium ion transmembrane transport; membrane depolarization during action potential; neuronal action potential. The coding region runs from base 691 to 1056 and encodes 121 amino acids. Gene Ontology annotation, molecular function: voltage-gated sodium channel activity. Lineage: Eukaryota; Metazoa; Chordata; Actinopteri; Perciformes; Serranidae. The record is from RefSeq and is a predicted model, not a curated record. The transcript has 3 exons. Gene Ontology annotation, cellular component: voltage-gated sodium channel complex; axon; plasma membrane.